Molecule: messenger RNA, 1529 nt
Organism: Oryzias latipes (Japanese medaka)
Lineage: Eukaryota; Metazoa; Chordata; Actinopteri; Beloniformes; Adrianichthyidae
Product: protein LSM14 homolog B-B
Molecular function (GO): mRNA binding
Source: RefSeq, a predicted model, not a curated record
GCGCAGGUGCUGAGUGAUUGCGCGUCUUUGGAAAAGGGUGUUCGUAUCCUCGCUCGCCUUCAGGAGUCCGGUUUUUGUCUUUUGCUGCAAAUAUGAGUGCCACAGGAGGGACGCCUUACAUUGGCAGUAAGAUAAGUUUGAUAUCAAAGGCGCAGAUUCGUUAUGAAGGCAUCCUGUCCUCUGUGGACACGGAAAGGUCCACGGUGGCUUUAGCUAAAGUAAAGUCUUAUGGCACAGAGGAUCGACACACAGACCGUCCAGUGCCACCCAAAGAUGAAAUCUAUGAAUACAUAAUAUUCAGAGGAAGUGACAUCAAGGACAUAACUGUGUCUGAACCUCCUAAACCGCACAUGGGACUUCCUCGAGAUCCAGCUAUUGUUCAGUCAUCACUUGGCCCUUCUGCUGGAUAUCAUCCCCGCUGGAGUCCGUACAGGGACAUGGUGCCUACCUUCAAUCAGCUUGCUGCAAGUUCUCUGCUCAACCAACAGUACAAUGCAGCACUAGGCCUGAUACCAGGAAUUCAGGGCCAAGGUAGAAGAGUUCCGAUGGUGGAGCAGGCUGUUCAGACCGUGCCUUUGGCCAUGGCUGCACAGGGAAAAGGAAAGGUCUCAACACCGCCGCGGAGCAGGCAGCCUCCUCGCCAAAUCCAGAGUUCUGCUCAGAGUGGUGUUCGUGCCGAAAAGGAAAACGUCCCCACUGGUCGGGCUCCAUCACAGGCAGCUGCAAAAAUACAAGGGCAGGGCACCGAAAACCAACGGAGACGACAAGGAAGUCGCAGGUCCAGGACCAGAAGCAGAGGACAGCUUCUUGCUAAAAAUUCUAAAGCAACAACUUUGGAGUUUGACUCAGACUUUGACUUUGAAACUGCAAAUGCUCAGUUCAAAGAUGAUCUGACAAAGGAAGUCAUAGUUGAAAAGGUGGAGUCCGGCGAGGUCCAGGACAAUCAGGAUGUGCAAGAGGAGACUCUGACAGAAAAGUACUACGACAAAGCCAAAUGCUUUUUUGAUAACAUCCCAUCAGAUGUUAAGCCCAGGAGAACAACCUGGGCAGAGGAAAAGAAGUUGAACAUCGAGACGUUUGGUGUGCCGGGCCGAUUCCUGCGAGGCAGAGGUUUCAGAGGGCGUGGCCGCAAAGUGCCGAGCGUCACUGAGCAGCGAGCUCUUCCAAAGAUUGGAAGUGGGAGAGUGUAAUUUUUUUUUUUUGUCAGUCUCCCUUGAAUAUUUGUUUUGGGGUUUUUUUUUUAAGCAUUUAAGAAACUUGAAUCUUUCCAUCCUUUGCAUGAAAAAGAGGGAGUUUAUUUUUAAAAAGUAGCUAUGCACUAAAAGCAAAACAAUCGGUAGUUGUAAGCAUGUGAGGUAGACUUUCAUGCAAUUCAGCAAACAUAACUUUUUUUUUUUCCCUCUGUAAUUUGUGGAACUGUUCACUGCCACACUUCAGAUGGUCAUAAAGGACCAUUGUGUGUUUUUUUUUUCUUUGCUAUCUAAAUGGAGAAAUGUAGCAGUUGCUAUUAAAAUACUUGUCAAUGGAGA